AUGGGUGCCUCAGCCAAAUGCCACCAUCAACAUGGUACUGCAACAGCCAGAGAUUUUGCAAAUGAACGAUGUUUCCUGUUGUGCAAGACUUCUGGCCUUGUGGAUGACCCAUUUCUGUCCCACUAUCUGUUUGCAGAGGAAGUGGUCCACACUAGCAGCCCCAGGUGGCAAUGGGAUCUAAUUCUGGAAUGGGAGAAACAUGGCACUUGUUCAGAGUCAGUCCUGAGGCUAAAUGUUCGUUUGCAUCUUCCCCUUUAUGUACCAUUGCUGAUAUUUUUUUGCAAGGAUUUAGAGGUCUUGGUUCUUUCGGGAUAUUCGAAAAACCGUACUUAUGAUGAAGGACAUCGCAGUUCAAUUGGAGAAAGACAAGCACUCGACAAGGUGAAGGAGCUUGAAGAUGCGGUUAUUGAGCCAACCAUUCUUCGAGAUCUUCCUAAAAAUCCUUUAAUACGCCAAUUUAAGGAAGUCUGUAUGGGUACGUUGCUUUGUUUUAGCAUGUAG
Messenger RNA from Sphenostylis stenocarpa, 501 nucleotides. The record is from the annotation of a GenBank genome assembly. Lineage: Eukaryota; Viridiplantae; Streptophyta; Magnoliopsida; Fabales; Fabaceae.